AUGUCUCUGCUUCCCGGGCUUACGGAGUUCAACAAUCACGGUAUCGAAGUGUUCAACAAUGAUCUUUACCGCGUCCACCACUGCUUUCAAGAUGCAGUAACGCGUCCUGUCAAGAACGAAGACGAGCGCAAGGCUCUUAUCAAGGCGGCCUUCCAGUUUGAAGAACGCGGCCUCAAUCGCAUUGCGGAUGAGUUCCGCGCAAAACAUACACAUCGAUUAUUCCCUACUGCUGUCGGCAGUCUUUGUGCUGCGGUUUCCCGCCUUGCACCUCCGGAGAUCCAACCUGAUGCCUGGAUUCUAUCCGCAGAUGAGCUUGCUCUCUGGGAUAGUUACAAUUUGCUGGCCUGCAAUCUUCGUCUUUCUCCCAACGAAAACUACUUAAGUGAAGUAGCCCCUCUUGCGGUAUUCAGUCCUCCAGCUUGGACUCCCAAAUAUCGACGUUCCUUGGAUCUCGCCCAACGGCGUUCACUUUCAGCAAAGAAAGCUCGGCCUCCACCUUCUGAAAGUUCCAAAGUCGAAAUCACAGCGGUUCCGCCAGUCAAGAAGACUCGACUUUCUUCUUCCGCAAAGAAGACAUCGACAACUGAGCCAGAAACGGCUUCCGAAGACGGUGUUGACAAUGCCGCUGAAGAUGACGGAGAAGAGGACGAUUCCGGCGAAUCUGAAGUGGAUGAGCUAAGGUCGUCUCCCCCUGUCCCCAUGACUAGGCUAACGCGAGGACGGGCUCGAGGAUCCGGGCAGGGCAGAGGCAGAGGUAGGGUAGAGGUGAUCAUUCCGAACCGGCCUCGCCCAAAACCCCUUCCAAAACCUGCUCCUUAUCGUCGAUCCACUACUAUCCGCGAAGACGACGAAAAGCCAUCUGCUUCAGUUCCUCUGACCGUCGAAGGUUGUCCGACCACGCGCAGUGCCACGGCUGGUUUGUCCAAGGCUCCUCCUGCUUCAUCCAAGAAUACUGUCAGCGAGAAGGGAAAAGGCUGGGCUUUUUCAAUAAGCCCUCCGCCUGCCAAAAAGAAUAUCCAACGUCGGCGUACGGACAUGGAGUCGCAUGAUGUCAAGCAUCUGUUAGCGCGGUCCUCCAUUGAAAUUCCCUAUCACUUCGAUGUUCCUCGUGGAGAAGCAUUCUCCCUCCGUGAUAUUUUGGAGUCUGGGCGAUCUAUGAAAGUGGAGAUGCGGAUCUCAUGCUUAACAUGCAUUAUCGCCCGCGUGGAGUGCAACUAUGUAGGCUGGUCUGACAAAUGUGCCCGCUGCAAGACUUAUCGGUACCUUUGCGACUGGAUCCUCCCUCAAGACGAGGCCUUUUCUCAGAUGGAUCAGGUUCGAGCUUGGGGUGCACCCACUCCUGGUUACUUCCACGAGCGCAUGGUCGAGUUGACCUGGCUUCUCGAGACUCAAGACCGACUCUCCGCGACUAUCCGUUCUCUUGCCGACACCCUUUCCCUUACUCAAAAGAGUAUUACGGACAAGGAGUCCGAAAUUCGUCAAAUCGCCGCCAACCCCAAAAUUGUGUUGGAGUACCUUCAGCUACAUGCUGAGGGACUUCAACUCUUGAGGGAGUCCAUCCACGGUCUAGGUUGUCUUUUCGAAUGGCCCUUGGAGUUCAACUUCGCCGAAGACUUUUGCGAGGUGUCCGUCCAAGGAUCUCAAACGGUGUUCCAGAACCUCAAGACUCAAGAAACCUUUUCAGUUGAUUUGAGCGGAUAUUCUAUUCGUCGUCCUGAGGUACGUUCCAAUAUCUUUUCUUAUUCCUUUAUUCUGACCUUGCUUACAGUUUUCCCCGCUUCACUUACGAUUGGCUGCGGCACUUCCUGGAGUUGCCGAGAGCACUUCCGCCACCGUUCUCGAGGAGUUGAGGACAACGAAGAGGUUAACAACCCUAUGGUUGUUGAUGCCCCAAGUCCUUCAGCUGAUCCUCUUGGUUCUCCGCUCGAAUGUAAGCCAUUCUUUUCUUCCUUUAUUCUAUUUCCUGACCCAAUUUGCAAAGAGUUGCUCUCAAUCGGACUUUGCCGAGGUCUUUGGAGACCGGGACUUCUUGGCUUUAUACGGGCCCUAUAUAUAUCUGUCUUGCGUAUCUUGUAG
Messenger RNA from Marasmius oreades (fairy-ring Marasmius), 2076 nucleotides. RefSeq lists its product as uncharacterized. The record is from RefSeq and is a predicted model, not a curated record. NCBI's taxonomy places the organism in Eukaryota, Fungi, Basidiomycota, Agaricomycetes, Agaricales, Marasmiaceae. The transcript is spliced from 11 exons. Bases 1 to 2076 code for a protein of 691 amino acids.